Zea mays is the source of this 1901-nucleotide messenger RNA. RefSeq lists its product as uncharacterized. The coding region runs from base 182 to 1525 and encodes 447 amino acids. The record is from RefSeq and is marked validated. Lineage: Eukaryota; Viridiplantae; Streptophyta; Magnoliopsida; Poales; Poaceae. Gene Ontology annotation, molecular function: mRNA binding. The transcript has 12 exons.
UCCGCUUUCAUUCUUCUCUUCCCCUCGGCUUCGAGGGUUAUUUUUAUUUCUUUCUUUCCUUUUUUCGUUUUUAUUUUCUUUUUAUUUUCUUUUUUCUUCCUUUUCUCGUUCCCCCGUUGGGGUUUUGAGCUCCGACGAACCCUAAUAAUCGCCGGGGACCGGCGGCCGAUCGCCCGCCGGCAUGCACCAUCAGCAGCGGAUGAAGCAGGCGGCGGCGGCCGCGGCCGCGGCGCAGCAGCAGCAGCUGAUGCAGCAGGCACUGCUCCUGCAGCAGCAGCAGCAGUCGCAGGCGCAGCCGCCCUUGUUCCCCGGGCACCACCCGCACCCCGGCCUCCUCGCCGCACCACAGAUAGAGCCCAUAGUCAGUGGAAACCUGCCUCCUGGGUUUGAUUCAAGUACAUGCCGCAGCGUGUAUGUUGGCAAUAUCCAUCUUCAAGUGACGGACACAGUACUGCAGGAAGUCUUCCAAAGCAUUGGUCCAGUAGAAGGGUGCAAGCUCAUCAGAAAAGAAAAGUCAUCCUUUGGUUUCAUUGACUACUAUGACCGCAGAUAUGCUGCACUAGCAAUUUUAUCUCUCAAUGGCAGACAACUGUAUGGUCAGCCGAUUAAAGUCAAUUGGGCAUAUACAAGUACUCCGAGGGAGGACACAUCAGGUCAUUUUAAUAUUUUUGUUGGGGAUCUUUGCCCGGAAGUCACUGAUGCUACUUUGUUUGCAUUUUUCUCUGGAUACUCUACUUGCUCAGAUGCUAGGGUUAUGUGGGACCAGAAAACAGGACGAUCCAGAGGGUUUGGUUUUGUUUCUUUCAGGAACCAGCAGGAUGCUCAAAGUGCGAUAAAUGACUUGAAUGGGAAGUGGCUUGGGAACCGUCAAAUUCGUUGCAAUUGGGCAACGAAAGGUGCUAAUGCUGGUGAAGAGAAACAGAUUCUGGACACUAAGGUUGACCUGUCAAAUGGUUCAUCAGAAUCUGGAAAAGAGAAUCCAAAUGAAGAUGGUCCUGAAAAUAACCCUCAGUUUACUACUGUUUAUGUUGGCAAUCUUCCUCACGAGGCUACCAUGAAUGAUGUGCACCUGUUUUUCCAUUCACUGGGGGCUGGUUCAAUUGAGGAAGUCCGUGUAACUCGUGAUAAAGGCUUUGGCUUUGUGAGGUACAGCACCCAUGAGGAGGCUGCAUUGGCAAUUCAGAUGGGUAAUGGCCAACUUAUUGGCGGGAGGCAGAUAAAGUGUUCCUGGGGAAGCAAGCCGACUCCACAAGGGACAGCAUCCUUGCCUCUGCCUCCUCCAGCACUGGCACCAUUCUCCACUGGAGUGUCGGCCACCGACUUGCUGGCCUACCAGCGCCUGGCUCUGAGCAAGAUGGCCUCGAACCACCCAGCCCUAAUGGGUCAGCACUCCUUGAAGCAGGUCGCUGCAUUGGGGAUUGGCGGCGGAGCCAGCCAGUCCAUCUAUGAUGGCGGCUUCCAGGGCAUCAAUACUGUCACCGGCACAACUUCCGCCCAGCAGCAGCAGCAGCUCAUGUACUACUAGAGUACUACUACUCCAUGAGGCACCCAGCUACCUAUCCCUUCAAGAGGAAGGCGAGGAUGAAUGGAUGAUGCCCCUUACUAUACCCCUAUACAUAUAGUAGAUGAUGAAGUCAUUACUAGGACCUUUUUUCCCUAAUCUUUUUAAGACCCAUCUAAGUAACAUGUCCUCUCUAUGCUAGCUAUAUAAUUGUGUAUUUCUGGAUACAUAAAGCCAAGGUUCUUAGUAGUAUAAUCUUCUGUGUUUGACCAUCUUUUAUUGUGAUGUAUGGAUUUUCGUUGGCAAUUACCGUAUGUCACUGGAUAGGGGUGGUAAUGGAUCGUGAUCCAAAUGCUUCUUCACAAUAUUGUAGAGUCCUAAAUAAAUUUCAGUUUAAAAA